Drosophila obscura is the source of this 943-nucleotide messenger RNA. RefSeq lists its product as uncharacterized. The record is from RefSeq and is a predicted model, not a curated record. Lineage: Eukaryota; Metazoa; Arthropoda; Insecta; Diptera; Drosophilidae. The transcript has 4 exons. Bases 347 to 901 code for a protein of 184 amino acids.
CUUAAAAAUCCCCAAAAAAUAUAUACAAACAUAUUUCGCUAAAGUAUAUUUAAACGGCAGCUACUUUGACGCCAAUUAGCUGGAUAGAGAGGGUGUUGCUGAGGUACAGGCAACGGGUGGCUGGUGAGACCACCCGCUCCCUAUCAAUGGCCCGUAUCAUCAAUCAAAGGCUUUGCAGGUGUAAAGCACCCAAAAUAGCGACGCCGUCAUCGUAGACGGUGCCCUGCCCGCAGCGAUAAGCGAGCAUAUAAACAAACCAUACAUCAAUGUCAGAUUACACGGCCAACUUUCGGUGACUUUAGGUGGAAAUUUGGCUACUUUUUGUCAGUCGGGCGUUGGCAGAGACAUGGAAACUGCUACUAUUAUCACGCUGCUGGUGCUGGUCCCAAGGAUAUGCCUGGGGUCAGUAGAUGAAAAGCCCAAGACUGUGGAGAGCCUGCUCUCCUACCUGCAAACCAAUGAAUCCAUAACCAAACAAUGCUUCGCCCACUACUUGCCACAGUUGGAGAACGAGGGGGCCACCUGGUCGAAGAGCUACAGCGGCUGCCUGAAUAACGCCACUAGUGAGCGCCAGUCGGUGGCCACGAAUGUCGGUGUGGAGCAGAAUCAAAUCCGGGAGGCGGCCAUGGGUAUCAGUGCAUUUAUAGACCACUGUCUAGGUAUAUCCAACGCCUUGGACUUCUUCAACUGCUUUGCCAAAAUGUCCAAGCAGCAGUUGGCCACUGUGUACACCAUUUCAUACAACGCCUCCGCGGAUGCUCUCAGCCUGACACAGCAAUUGGGCACGAUCGAUGUGGAGCACUACCUGUGCACGAAUCGCACCGAGCACAGCUAUGUGGUGGGAACGGACCGGAUCUUUCGAGAACUGGACCAAUGCCUGCAGAAAAAUGAGGAACAUUAAAGUUUGGGCUAGGCUACCGCACAGAUGUGUGCUCUUUAAUCU